Messenger RNA from Leptosia nina, 1026 nucleotides. The record is from the annotation of a GenBank genome assembly. NCBI's taxonomy places the organism in Eukaryota, Metazoa, Arthropoda, Insecta, Lepidoptera, Pieridae.
AUGAGGGCUUUUGGAGUGUUCUGUUUGUAUGUCUGUUUCUACACUGUACGUGGUGGAGACAGUGAGAAUUUGGAAACAGGCGAAGACGGCGAGCAUAAUACAACUAAAGUGUAUACUGACAAUGACGAUACAGAUGACAGUGAAGAGCAUAUAGGAGCAGCUGUGACUCAAGUGUAUAAACACCCUUACGCCGCGUCUUUACUUAAGAACGACUCGUACGUUUGUAGCGCUGUUGUGCUAAACUCGUAUUGGCUAAUAACUCUCUCCAAAUGUUUUGAUACGAGUGCAAUAUCAUCGCACGUUAACCACAAAUAUCUGAGCAACUACACAAUACGUACUGGCAGUAACUACAACAAUAAGGGCGGAAAUAUCUCUAAGAUAAAAAUGACAAUCAACAAUUUCGAUUUGAAAGUUACCGCAGUGAAAGUAAGUGAGCCGCUAUUGUUUGAUGCUCGAGUGCAAGCUGUCAACUUACCGAGCCCAGACGACGAUGUGUCGCUGGGUUAUCUCACGUCAUUAUUGGCUUGGACACCUACAGGUAAAGACAACGGCGGUGCGGUGAUCCAAAACAACACGCUAAUCGGAAUAUCUGCAUUUCUGCACACUUGCGCCCUCUACACGAAAACCCACGCUUUUCCCAAAGCGGCAAGUUUCGCUCGAUGGCUCGAUAGCAUUAUAUGGGAUGAAGAUAACCGCCCAACGACCACAAGUACAUCUACACCUACACAUACUAUUAAUACGGAAAAAACUACGGAAUUCGUAGACAGAAAUCCGUAUUUCGGCGAUCCCCGAUUUAUGCUAACUCUACCGUUUGACCCUGUUAACGUGCCGCUGGAACCAGCCGAAGAUAACUCAGUUAUACCAAGGAUGAGUCUCUACGAAUCGUACCUACAGAAUAUGGCGAGACUAAAAACGUCCACAACUCUAAAUCCUAAGAUUGAGGAGAGAAAGAAAUGGCUGGAAAAGUUUGGCAAAAUUAUGCUGAUGAAGCAGUACCCGAAGAAGUACGAUUUUGAUUAUAAUUAA